Messenger RNA from Psammomys obesus (fat sand rat), 854 nucleotides. RefSeq names its product receptor activity modifying protein 1 (gene Ramp1). Gene Ontology annotation, molecular function: coreceptor activity. The coding region runs from base 70 to 516 and encodes 148 amino acids. The transcript has 3 exons. The record is from RefSeq and is a predicted model, not a curated record. Gene Ontology annotation, cellular component: signaling receptor complex; membrane; cell surface. Gene Ontology annotation, biological process: regulation of G protein-coupled receptor signaling pathway; G protein-coupled receptor signaling pathway; protein localization to plasma membrane. NCBI's taxonomy places the organism in Eukaryota, Metazoa, Chordata, Mammalia, Rodentia, Muridae.
CCGGCGCGUCUCCAGCGAGCGCAGAGCUCGGCAAGGCGCUGGGACGGCGGCGGCGGGGCUCUGCUUGCCAUGGCCCCGGGCCUGCGGGGCCUCCCGCGGCGCGGCCUCUGGCUGCUGCUGGCCCACCAUCUCUUCGUGGUCACCGCCUGCCGGAACCCUGACUAUGGCACUCUCAUCCAGGAGCUGUGCCUCACCCGCUUCAAAGAAGACAUGGAGACCAUCGGGAAGACUCUAUGGUGUGACUGGGGAAAGACCAUAGGGAGCUACGGGGAGCUAACUUUCUGCACCAAGCACGUGGCAGACGAGAUUGGCUGUUUCUGGCCCAAUCCGGAGCUGGACAAAUUCUUCAUUGCUGUCCACCAUCACUACUUCAGCAACUGCCCCGUCUCUGGCAGGGCCCUGCAGGACCCGCCCAACAGCAUUCUCUGCCCUUUCAUCAUGCUCCCCAUCACAGUCACGCUGCUCAUGACCGCACUGGUGGUCUGGAGGAGCAAGCACACUGAGGGCAUCGUGUAGGUGUCCCAGGCAAUGGGGGGGGCACUUGGGGAGAAAUGGGCCUGGUCCAGCAACAGCAUCAGGGGCUGAUAGCAAAGCAGGCCCCACAUUGCAUCCUGCUCUAGCCUAGUUAGCACAGGACUUCAGAGUGGCUCUGCAUUAAGCUGAACAUGUCCCAGCUGGAGGCCUCUAGCAGGGGAACAGGGGCAUGCCUCUACUUACCUCUGAAAGAGUUCUAAGUGCCAGUUCUCUAGUAUACUUCAUCAUUACUGUGGACAUUCUGACCUCCAAGCAAGACUGCUCAGAUGGGUGUGUAGAUGCAUAGUUUAUGAUUAAAAGAAUAUCCUUAAACUGGGGAA